CAGUUCAGGGUGUCCCAAGUUUACAGAGAGUGAGGAGGAGUUUUGUCCUUUCAGAGUUGCCGUAGGGGUGGUGACGUAGUGUGUGUGUUGUUGUGGAGAGAGAGUUAACAAGGAGUACACAUUAAAGAAGCGGUGACUACCGGACCUGAUCUAAUGUCUCCCGUUUAUUAUUUUAUUAUAUAAGUACACUGUAUAGGCGAACCCAGGACACUCGGCUACACUAGUUUAUAUUUUUAGUUAAUUGUUCAUAUUUAAUGUUUACUUUGUACAAAGAGAGCGCAGUCUACUGAAGUUAAAUUCCUUUGCUUUUGGGGGCCCUAAGCAAGCGCUCAGUUCGCUUAUGCCUUGGGCCGGCUCUGGUUGACAUAUUACAAUCAUUUAUACAAUUUGUCGCUGACGUGAUCGUCGACGUCAUCGCUCGUAUUUUUCCGGACAGGCAGUUCUUUUGACUGUACUGAAUCACUACAAUGAGUUCCUUAAAUUGAUUCGUUAAAAAAAAUUCGUUCACCGAAUCACCGAUUCUCGCGAGUCCUGAGAGCGAGAGCGUUGUCGUUCACUGAGUGAUAGUUGUCGUUAAUCCGCGGUGAACGAAUCGUUCGCUCAGUCCCUCCCCCCGCCCGCAUGAUGAGUAGCUGGCUGCGUCGAGGGUUCAGUGAGUCACAGAAUGCGCCAGUUCCACUCAUACCGGCAUGGUCGCGGCGGAGCUCAACUGAACUGAGAAAGGAACGAAUCAGUUCAUGAAGUGAUUCAGUUCAGUACGUUCACUCAAAAGAUUCGUCCGUUCGAACGAAUUGUUCGCGAACGACAAAACAAUAACAGACACGUGACCGCCGAGCAACAGCGUAGACACAUGGCUCCUGCCACUGCAAGUUAAAAGUAAACAGUACGUCUGUGAUGUGAGCGUAUUCAAAGCAGAGGCAUGUCGGACAUCCGGAAGAUGUGGUCUCCGACUCUCGGCAGAUGACAAAAUGACCAAUCAUUUGUCCGAGUCCCCGCAAGAGCGGACCUUCCAGUACCAAAGCAGCCUGCCUCCCUUACCCGUCCCCUCACUAGAGGGCAGCCUGUCCAAGUACCUGGAUGCAGUGCGUCCAUUUGCAUCUGAGACAGAAUUUCAUGCGACGGUGGAUGUUGUGCAGAAAUUCCAAGAGGGUAUUGGCCAAGAGCUGCACCACAAACUCCUGCAGAGAGCCAAAACCAGGAGGAAUUGGCUGGAGGAGUGGUGGUUAGACGCCGCAUACCUGGAGGUCCGCAUCCCCUCGCAGCUUAAAGUGAACUUUGGUGGGCCGGCUCCUUAUUUGGAGCACUGCUGGCCCCCUGCAGAAGGAACACAACUGCAGAGGGCCAGCGUGAACGUCUGGCACACGCUACAGUACUGGAAUCUCAUUUACAAGGAGAGCCUGGCGCCCCAGAAAGCUGGAAAAAUGGCGCUAGAUAUGGAUCAGUUCAAAAUGCUGUUCUGCACCUGCAAAGUACCUGGAGUUAAGAAGGAUUGCCUCUACAGCUACUUCAAGACGGAGCAAGAGGGCAACUGUCCCUCACACCUGGUUGUGAUGUGUCGAGCACGGAUUUUCACGUUUGAUGCGCUUUGUGACGGACAAAUCCUCACACCGCCAGAACUCCUCAGGCAGCUGAGCUAUGUAAAAGAACGUUGCCAAGGACGACCUGACGGCCAGGGCGUAGCCGCUCUUACCUCAGAUGACAGGACUCGAUGGGCAAAGGCCAGAGAGCAUCUUAUAAGCAUUGAUCCCCACAAUGAACACAUCCUGGAGACAAUUCAAAGCAGCCUCUUCAUCAUAUCUCUGGAUGACAGCAAACCCUACUCCUCUGCAGAGAACUACACAAACAUCACUCUGGAGGCUCUUACAGGAGACCCCACCAUUCGCUGGGGAGACAAAUCCUACAACUCCCUUGCGUUCGCCGAUGGUACUUUUGGAUCCAAUUGUGAUCAUGCACCGUAUGAUGCCAUGGUCCUGGUGUCCAUGUGUUGGUACAUUGACCAGCAACUCAAAGCUACAGGGGGCAAGUGGAAGGGCUCAGACAGCGUGCGAGCUAUGCCUUUUCCUGAGGAGCUCCUUUUUACCCUGGACCAAAAAGCACUUAGUGACAUCAGCUACGCCAAACGCCAAUACCAGGAGACGACGCAGGACCUCCAGCUUGUGUGUUACGCCUUCACAGGAUUUGGAAAGUCGGCCAUCAAAAAGAAGAACCUACAUCCUGAUACCUUUGUUCAACUGGCCAUGCAGCUCAGCUACUACAAAAUGAACAAAAUAGCAGCGAGCUGCUACGAAACAUCAAUGACCCGCAGGUUCUACCACGGCAGGACAGAGACCAUGCGGCCCUGCACCAGCGAGGCGCUCAAGUGGUGUAAAGCCAUGGUGGACCCCGCGUGCAGUAUUCAGGACAAGAGGAAAGCCAUGCUGCAGGCCUUCAGCAAACACAACAAGCUGAUGGCGGAGGGCCAAGAGGGCAAAGGUUUUGACAGGCAUCUUCUCGGGCUGUAUCUAAUCGCCAAAGAGGAGGGACGUCCCACCCCUGCUCUCUUCACAGACCCCCUUUAUGAAAAGAGUGGAGGCGGUGGGAACUUUGUGCUGUCAUCCAGUCUGGUGGGCUACACUACAGUGCUGGGGGCUGUUGCUCCCAUGGUGCAUCACGGCUAUGGCUUCUUUUACCGCAUCAACAAUGACAGGAUUGUGAUCUCCAUCACAGCCUGGAAAUCUUGCCGUCAGACAGACGCUGUGGCGUUGUUCAACAACUUCUCAAACUCCUUGCAUGAAAUGUUUCACCUCGCAACCACCUCUCAGCUUUAAGGAGUGGAACCAAGCGGCACAGGACCUUUCAUUGUGGGUGCCAUCACCUUUACCUGCACCAUUAGAUCACACAUCAAUGAAAACAUGAAGAAUCAACACUUGAAGGUUGUUUUGAUACAUGGCUUUUGUGGACUAAUCCUGUGGACACUUUUAGCUUGUAAUUAGUCAUCUUAGCACUGAGGGCUUACUGGAUUUUUUAUUUUCCUUCACUUUUAAUAGACAGGCCAGUCCCACGUGCUACUUACACAUAGUUACAUACCAUAGCCUGCAUUUUAUGGGAGUAUGCUAUGAUCAUGUGCAGGAGGACUUAAUUUGCACAAAUGCAUUUUAGGACAUUUAAAUUAAUAAUAAUACCAUACCAAACUAAUUUAUUGUACUACAAUAUAUACAAGAUAACAUAACUAUUAUUGUGUUUUUCUGUAUAUUAAUCAAAUCAUUGUAAAAAGUUACCUGUAUCAUACAGUAUAAAGUAUUGGUUUAGAAUUAAUGUUUUUAAUCAGCACUCGUUUUAUGUUGGUAAUGUUGUUUACCAACUAACUACAAGAUCAACUGAAUGUUCCAUUUUAUGAUCAACAAUCGGUUGCCGUAAGAAGUUUUAUAGAACAAAAAAGUCGGUGCCAACCCUUGGUACCUGCUGUAAUGUUUAUUUGAGGAGACAUGUUUAAUUGUUGGAAGUAAAUGACAUACCCAGAGAUUAUUUUAGACGACUGGAGCGACAAAUUGUAUAUUAGAGAUUGUGACUGACAUUAGGACCUAGAUCUCACACCCAGUAGGCCUGAGGUGGGGGUGUGGUUUAGUUUUUGCCAAGCGACCUGGCCUAGAGUGCCUGUUUAACAGUGAGGUAUAACUACAGUUCAUUAUUCACAGUGCUUCAGUUUUUCCACAUUUUUCUAAUUUUACAGCCUUAUUCCAAAAGACAAUACUGAGCUGUAACUCAUUUUUCUCCUCAAAAUUAUUCACACAAUACCCUAUAAUCACAAUGUGAGAACAUAUUUUUUUAUGUUGUAAAUAAAACACUAAACAAACAUGUAAAUACGUAUUUACAGCCAUUUAAUACGUUUUUGAUGCACCUUUAGCAGCAUCUACUUAACAGAAUUUGGGAAUGUGGGAUACUUCUCUUGUUUUCUUAUUUGUAUUUGACUUUAUUAAAUUUAUUUGUAUUA
Molecule: messenger RNA, 3970 nt
Organism: Nerophis ophidion (straightnose pipefish)
Lineage: Eukaryota; Metazoa; Chordata; Actinopteri; Syngnathiformes; Syngnathidae
Gene: crot
Product: carnitine O-octanoyltransferase
Exons: 18
Coding region: 969-2807 (612 amino acids)
Cellular component (GO): peroxisome
Molecular function (GO): carnitine O-octanoyltransferase activity
Source: RefSeq, a predicted model, not a curated record